GUGCUUUGGUGUUUAACUGAUCCCCUCAUGCUUUCCCUCAUGACAAUGCUAGGAUUUCGUUUAUUUUAGGGCUUUUGACUGGUAGAGCACUCUGUUGGGCGGAGUCGUGUUUCACCAACCCCACACGUUUUGACUGCACGUUUGAUCAAUUUGUGUCAGAGUUUAAGCAGGUGGCAGGGGAUCAGACCGCUGUUGCUCGCCAAUUAUGGACCAUGAAACAACGUAACCAGUUUUCGUACUGCAGCAGCCGCUUCUGGCUGGAAUACUACUGCACUAAAGACAACCUUUUUCCAUGCUCUAGAUGAGGCUCUAAAAGAUGAGUUGGCCCUAGUUGAUGAACUGGAGGAGCUUAACAAGUAUAUUGCCCUCGCGGUCCGUUUGGACGGCAGGAUGAGGGAAUGGAGACGCACUCGUGUAGAACGAGGCGUUCAGAAGUCCAUACAAUCAUCCCCUCCACGCUCCUCCGCUCCUUCCACUGCCAUUAAUUUUCCUGACCCUGAACCCAUGCAGUUGGGUAGAGCGCGUCUGUCUGCUGACGAGCGGCAACGCUGCCUUGAGGCUCACCAGUGUUUUUACUGUGGCUCUUCCACUCACCUAGUGUCAGUUUGUCCUGCUCGGCCAAAAGAGAGAGGCCGCCGGUUAUAGGGGGGCAACCGUGACUUAAAUCUUAAGGCCCCUAUUUACUUUACCUGCCAUGAUGAUAUUAAAUCAGAACUCUGUGCCUUUAACGGCUCUGUUAGACUCAGGAUGUGAGUUGAACCUGAUAGAUCAGACCUUAGUGACACAGCUUAGAGUCAGAGCAGCUACCCACUCCACGCAUGGUCUUGGCUCUGGACGGACAGGCAUUGCACAGCAUUACCCACUGCACCAGACCUUUAGAAUUAGUGUUAUCAGGGAACCAUAAAAAGCUAAUCUCCCUACAUGUUUUUCCGGUUUCGCAGAGCAAUUUGGUUCUGGGUUUCUCCUGGUUACAGAACCACAACCCCCACUUAAACUGAGUUGAACUCAGGGUAGACACCUGGUCCGACCAUUGCCUGUUGACCUGUUUAAGGUCAGCUGUUACCCCUAGAACUCAUCCUGGGGAGACUGAAGCAAUCGAACCAGCAAAUUUAGCCAGGGUUCCCCCCGAAUACCAUGACCUUCUACAGGUUUUUAGUAAGGCAUUAUCAUUGCCCAGCCACCGCCCCUACGACUGUGCUAUCGAGCUUCUGCCCGGGGCUCCAUUACCCACUAGCCGUUUAUUUAAGAUCUCUCAGCCCGAACGUCUAGUUAUGGAGAAAUACUUAGCUGACUCCUUAGCUGCUGGCAUCAUCCACCCCUUGUCUUCUCUCCUAGGAGCAGGAUUCUUCUUUGUGGAUAAAAAGGACGAUAGUCUCCGGCCGUGUAUAGACUAUAGAGGACUAAAUGCCAUUACAGUUAAAAAGAAAUAUCUAUUACCCUUACUCUCUUCAGCCUUUGAACCGGUACAGGACGCCACCAUUUUCACCAAAUUAGAUAAUUUAGUAUGUAUCCACCAGGGAGACAAAUGGAAGACCGGCCUUCAAGACGCCUGUGGGACACUUUGAACACUUGGUCAUGCCUUUUGACUUAUGUAAUGCUCCAGCGGUUUUCCAGGCCCUGGUGAAUGACAUUUUGAGAGACUAUUUAAACACCUUUGUUUUUGUUUAUUUAGAUUACAUUUUAAUUUACUCCAGGAACCUAUCAUCGCCGACAUGUCCGCCUGGUUCCUCAACGCCUCCUGGAGAAUCAACUUUUCGUGAAGGCUGAGAAGUGUGAAUUCCACAGGUUAUCCAUCAGCUUCUUAGGCCUUACUCUCGAGGGUGGACAGGUUCGCGCUGAUCCGGAGAAGAUACAGGCAGUUUUGGACUGGCCUCAACCCGAUUCCAGAAAACAACUACAGCGGUUUCUUGGAUUCUCGAACUUCUACAAACGAUUCAUACGGAACUACAGCCAGGUGGCCAGACCUCUAACUGCUCUAACCUCGUCUAAGGUGCCGUAUGUAUGGACCACUGAAGCCGACACAGUCUUCUCCAGACUCAAGAGUCAAUUCUCCCAGGCCCCCUUGCUCAUCCACCCGGACCCCAGCAAGCAGUUCAUCUUGGAGGUGGAUGCCUCGGACACAGGAGCAGGGGCUGUACUCUCCCAGCGCUCGGAACUGGACGGGAGACUCCAGCCCUGUGCCUUUUUCUCCAGUCGCCUGUCUCCGGCUGAGCAGAACUACGACGUGGGCGACAGGGAGUUACUGGCCAUCAAGCUGUUGCUGGAGGAAUGGCGUCACUGGCUGGAGGGGGCCGGACAUCCCGUACUGGCACGGAACUAACACCAAGCCUAAUGCCCUCUCAUGUCAGUUUGGCCAUGACGAUUCAGAAAAAGAAACGGUUCCUAUUUUACCUCCCUUCUGUACUGUCGGUGCAUUAACCUGGGAGAUAGAGGAGAUUGUGCGGCGAGCCCUACCUAAUGACCUGGGGCCCGGUAAUGGACCAGCGGGCCGCCUCUACGUUCCUGUUGCCGUACGACCUCGUCUGAUUGGAUGGCACCACUCAGCCAGAUUUGCUACCCAUCCCGGGGCCAGCCGAACUAUAGCCUCGAUCUCCAGGAGGUACUGA
This is a messenger RNA of Girardinichthys multiradiatus, 2606 nucleotides long. RefSeq lists its product as uncharacterized. The record is from RefSeq and is a predicted model, not a curated record. The transcript is spliced from 2 exons. Bases 1998 to 2606 code for a protein of 202 amino acids. Lineage: Eukaryota; Metazoa; Chordata; Actinopteri; Cyprinodontiformes; Goodeidae.